Malassezia pachydermatis is the source of this 1026-nucleotide messenger RNA. Its product is annotated as signal transducing protein kinase. The transcript has 2 exons. Gene Ontology annotation, biological process: protein phosphorylation. Lineage: Eukaryota; Fungi; Basidiomycota; Malasseziomycetes; Malasseziales; Malasseziaceae. The record is from RefSeq and is a predicted model, not a curated record. Gene Ontology annotation, molecular function: protein kinase activity; ATP binding. The coding region runs from base 1 to 1026 and encodes 341 amino acids.
AUGAAUGUCGAGCGGUACGAAAAGCAGGGCCGUGUAGGUGGCGGAUCGUAUGGGGAGGUGUAUCGUGCCGUGGAUCGCUGGACGGGCUCCGUAGUAGCCAUCAAGGUGGUCAAUUUAGAGCUGUCCAACGAGGAACUUCUUUCGAUCCAGAAAGAGAUUAGCGUGCUGCGUCAGGUCCGCAGUCCCUUUGUUACCUCAUAUCAUGACAGUUUCUUGCAUGGAUCUCAGCUUUGGAUUAUCAUGGAAUAUUGCGAGGGUGGCAGCUGCGCCGAUCUUUUGCGAACAGAGCGACUAACAGAGGCUCAUAUGGCUGUCAUUUUGCGUGACGUACUACAAGCCUUGGUGUACUUGCACGCCGAAAACAAAAUCCACCGUGAUAUCAAAGCGGCCAAUGUGCUUCUCUGCAAAGACGGGAGCGUCCGUCUCGCUGAUUUUGGCGUUGCCGGGCAGCUUCAUGUUCAAUGCAAGCGUGAUAGGGCUUUUGUUGGAACGCCGUACUGGAUGAGUCCCGAAGUAAUCAAGCAAAGUGGAUACAAUACCAAGGCUGAUAUCUGGAGUGUCGGUAUCUUGGCAUAUGAGCUCGCGAUGGGGGAACCACCGUAUGCUGAUUUGCAUCCUAUGAAGGUCCUGCAUUUGAUUCCUCGCAAUCCCCCACCGCAACUCCCUUCCUCCUACUCGCCUGCUUUUCGUGACUUUGUAGCGCAAUGCCUUACACGUGAUCCACUACGCAGACCUUCUGCAUCUGAGCUGUUGAAGCACAAGUUCUUCAAGCAUGCUGGGUCCACGUCGCUGCUCGCGGCCGUGUUGGCUACACGCUCGUUUGCCAAGACACGCCCGCCCAAAAAACGGCCUGCCGAUGUGACCACGGCGGAGGCGCCAUGGUGGGAUUUUGGCUCGCUACGUACGACGCCUGUCGAGGCGCCCGUAUCGGACCCGCUGGGCACCACAAUUACGCCCCGCGUAUGGCGCCAGAAUUCUAGUGUCCCCUCUAACGAUGCGACCAUCGUGCAGCUCCCUGGGCCUUGA